Molecule: messenger RNA, 1668 nt
Organism: Haliotis rufescens (red abalone)
Lineage: Eukaryota; Metazoa; Mollusca; Gastropoda; Lepetellida; Haliotidae
Exons: 2
Coding region: 28-1407 (459 amino acids)
Source: RefSeq, a predicted model, not a curated record
UCCAGCCCAGAUCGAGCAAUAUGUAUCAUGUUGGAAGGGGCGUACACACGUGCAUCUCGUGCUUCACGUGCACAUGCCCGUUUGUUGCAAGUGCCGUCUGGACACUUCCUUUGCCUUGCAGCCAUGCGUUGUUGGAACCCGGAGGCGAAAAUCAUGAAAGUAACGGAGUUGCACCUUUUAUGGUACCUGUGCGCUGUAGCAUCACUAACCUACGUCUACCUCAUCACUGUCGGCAGCCUCGGCAUGCUUGCCAAACAGUACGGUCUUCCUUUACCGCCAAAGGUCAAGGCCAGUGGAGCAAAACAGUUUCAGCCGAAUGGUGCCUUGAAGCGACUCAUCCAAUACAACGCCGCAUGGGACAGGGCCGACAGACCAGCAUCUCAAAUCCCCACGGCUUCCGGUAGGACCAUAACCUCCCACAAUUCCAGUAGGAAUGUGAAAGAUCAAGGUCGAUCUGAGCAACGCGAGAAGUACCUCAUAUACCUCUGCCAGCGUGGGAAAUACUGCGGAGGACUUACAGACAGGCUGAUCGGUAUCGUCACGGCUUACGUCGCUUCAGAGAUAAUGGGCAGGAGGUUUGGAAUAAAGUUUGAGUCUCCCUGUUACCUUUCCACAUUCCUUGAGCCAAACCUGAUCGACUGGGAAAUAAGCCCCAUGGCACUGAGAAAUAAAACCUCCAGGGAGAGAGGGCAUUUGGGAAAUGCUGGGUUUGGCACUAAAAUAAACAAACACGCCAAAAAAUUAUCCAAGAUAGAUAUUAUAUAUUAUAGGGGCAACGUGGAUAUAUUGGAGUCUUUAAUGAAACAAAAAUUAAUAGGAUCUGUGCAGUGGGCCAGAAAUAAACCUCUCGUCAACGUCUACCAAACAGCCAUAACCCGACUGUUCAAACAUUCAAAGCGUCUGAAAGAGCAGUAUCAACUCUUUAAAUCGAGCUUGAAACGUGCCCAAAGACAAUUGAUAUGCGCGCACAUGCGCAUGGGAAAGAGCCAGACCUUAAAAAGCGAUUCUAACUUAACACUCUCCUUGCGACCUCGCCCGGACUCUGUGAUCCGAUUUGUAAAAAAUCGCUUAAAUUCCAGAAAAGCAGAUUUUUUUCUCGCAACCGAUUCUGAGGAAAUUCGCCAAAGGUUCAAGGAAGAAUUCCCGAAUAAUUUCCGCGAAGUACAAGGGCCGAUAACUCACAUAGACCAAGGUAGAGGGCGCUACAACUGCGAGGCAAUGGGCAAGGUGAUACUGGAUCAGUAUAUUCUGUCGACUUGUAAAACUCUCAUCAUGUCGAAUAGCGGAUUUAGUCGACUUGCAGCUAUCAUGCGAGGCACUGACCUUGACCUUUACCUGGCCUUGCACAACGGGAAGAUCAUUCCCCAAAAGAGGUCGAACCCUUCACUGUCAUACCGCAGAGGUUAAGAUGGCGUCUUCCCUGCGAAGCUUCUUGUUUCUAUGCUGUUACUCUUGCUGUUGUUUCUAUACUGUUACUCUUGCUGUUAUGUUAUGUUUUUUUAUUAUCGUUUACAAUUAACUGUAAACGUUAAUGUGUUCCUUGAAAUUGUUGUCUUCAGAGCCUAAUGAACCUGAGAAUUCCUUUCUGAGCAAAACAUGUAUUCUACAUCCGAAUGAGUAAUCUACCGUCAGUAGCAACACCUUCAAAUAAAGUGUAAACGUCUCCGA